GCUAUAUCAAACAUAUCGUGUCCAGAUCAUUAUGUGAUCCUCUUAAAUUCAACGUCAGCCAAUCAUAUCAUCACAAUUCAUUAAGACGUAAAAGUAGGAGGGAGCCAUCUACACUUUUAAUGAAAGAUCGACUGAAUUCACUUAAACUUAACUUUACACUCAUUUUUUCCAUCAUCAUAACCAUUGAUAUUCUAGAAGUUCUUGGGAAGAAAAAACGGCACCUCCUCCCAUUGACAAUCGAUUUGUCUCAUCAAUCCUUUGGGGUGAAAAGAGAUUGUUGGCGGCUUAAUUUCAAUCUGUAACUAUCCAAUCUGCGACACGAGCCGAAAUACAUACAUAUACCCAGCUGCGACCUCAAACCUCUUUUGACGCCCCAUCACUCCAGAUUCGACAAAUGCGCUCGUAGGAUCUUCCAGUAACCAUCGAUUGAGGACAACCUUUCGAACAGUACAACGGCGCCAUGGGCCCAGUCCGCUCUUUACGGCGUACAAACCCACUCACUCUGAUUGUGGGUGUGGUCUUAUGUAUCAUAAUAUUCGUCUUUCUCUUCUCCCCAUCCAACGCCGACGCAGCAGCAUCGCAAUUGAGAAGAGCCAGCGCCGCAUCCAAUCCUCUCUCACCCCCUACCUCUCCCUUUCGCAAACAGAAUGAAGCUACAAAGAGUGGGAAACGCAUACCACCACCCGUGGUUCAUUACCACAUGAAUAAUGUUACCAGUACUGCCGAUCCUUUGGCAAACCGAGAGAUGAUUCUCAUCUUGACACCUUUGGCACGAUUCUAUCAGGAGUAUUGGGAUAACUUGCUGAAGCUUUCGUAUCCGCAUGAACUUAUCACUCUCGCGUUCAUCAUCCCACGGAAUAAGGAAGGAAAUGCCGCUACAGCAGCAUUGCAGGAGCAGGUUACGAAGACUCAAAAGUCGGGACCGGAAAAGAAUCGAUUCGCAAGUAUCAUCAUUGAACGACAAGAUUUUGAUCCUCCCAUCACGUCCCAAUCCGAAACCGAGAGACACAAGAUGGAGAAUCAAAAGGCGAGAAGAGCUGCCAUGUCCAGAGCUAGAAACUCUCUUCUGUUCACCACUUUGGGACCCUCUGUAUCUUGGGUGCUCUGGCUAGAUUCGGAUGUUAUUGAGACUCCUCCUUCCUUGAUUCAAGAUUUGGCUUCUCACGAUAAAGCCAUCAUUGUGCCAAACUGUUUCCAAAGAUAUUACGAUACCAAAGAUAAACGCAUGUCGGAACGCGCCUAUGAUUUCAACAGCUGGCAGGAUAGUGAUGUGGCACGAAAACUAGGGGAGUCAAUGGGUCCUGAUGAUAUUUUAUUGGAAGGUUAUGCGGAUAUGGCAACAUAUCGAACUUUGAUGGCAUAUCUCGCCAGUGACACUGGCGAUUCCAAGGAGGUGAUCCCGCUCGAUGGAGUAGGAGGAACGGCAUUGAUGGUCAAGGCAGAGGUUCAUCGUGAUGGGGCUAUGUUCCCCCCAUUUGCAUUCUAUCAUUUGAUUGAAACAGAGGGAUUUGCUAAGAUGGCAAAGAGAUUGGGUUGGGAGGCGUUUGGUUUGCCUAAUUAUAAGGUCUACCAUUUCAACGAGUGAGAGAUGUCCGGUACAUCACAACUUCCCACUCAUAUACCUUCUCACUAGAUAUUUGAAACGAGGAAAAGAUGAUAUAAUAUUUUGGAUGGAUGGAUGAAUGGAUGGUCGGAUGGAAGGACAGCGGUUUGCAGAUGAGAUAGGAAAUCCUAUCAGGAAUAGCAUUGUCAUGAGGAGGGAGGGAAAUAAAUGGUUGGUUGGUUUCACUACCAUACCAUACAUGAUGUAUCAAAGCGUAGGGUAUGUACUGGAAAAAUAAAUAGGAUCGGGCGUUUGUCUUUUUUUUUUGAUCGACGCGAGUGAAAGAGAAUUUCAAUUGUAUUACUUUUGUUGAAAUUACUAUCUGUUUGUCUAUUUGUCUGUCUGUCUUUUUAUUUUGAUAGAGAAGUGGAAUUGUGAACCUUUUGCGCCA
This is a messenger RNA of Botrytis cinerea B05.10, 1994 nucleotides long. RefSeq names its product Bcmnn9 (gene Bcmnn9). The record is from RefSeq and is a predicted model, not a curated record. The transcript has 2 exons. NCBI's taxonomy places the organism in Eukaryota, Fungi, Ascomycota, Leotiomycetes, Helotiales, Sclerotiniaceae. Gene Ontology annotation, cellular component: mannan polymerase complex. Gene Ontology annotation, molecular function: alpha-1,6-mannosyltransferase activity. Gene Ontology annotation, biological process: cell wall mannoprotein biosynthetic process; protein N-linked glycosylation. Bases 461 to 1585 code for a protein of 374 amino acids.